This is a messenger RNA of Pelobates fuscus (common spadefoot toad), 3222 nucleotides long. RefSeq names its product transcription factor 7 like 1 (gene TCF7L1). The transcript has 12 exons. Gene Ontology annotation, molecular function: RNA polymerase II cis-regulatory region sequence-specific DNA binding; DNA-binding transcription factor activity, RNA polymerase II-specific. The coding region runs from base 103 to 1764 and encodes 553 amino acids. Gene Ontology annotation, cellular component: chromatin; beta-catenin-TCF complex. Lineage: Eukaryota; Metazoa; Chordata; Amphibia; Anura; Pelobatidae. Gene Ontology annotation, biological process: canonical Wnt signaling pathway; regulation of transcription by RNA polymerase II. The record is from RefSeq and is a predicted model, not a curated record.
GUGGAUCUUGCGAUUGGAUUUUACUUUUUUUACUCUUCUGUUUUUAUACUUUAAUUUUUUUUCAUUUCCUGGGAGAGUGCUCCCUGCCGGUGGGGUACCAUUAUGCCGCAGUUAAACAGCGGCGGGGGGGAUGAGCUGGGGGCCAAUGAUGAGCUGAUCCGGUUUAAGGAUGAAGGGGAGCAGGAGGAUAAGAGCCCCGGAGAGGGAUCUGCAGAGGGGGACCUGGCAGACGUCAAAUCCUCGCUGGUUAACGAGUCCGAGAACCUGAGCAGUGACUCCGACUCAGAGGUGGAGAGACGUCCCCCUCCAAGAGAAAGCUUUGAGAAACACAGGGAUUACCUGUCUGAAGCAUUCAGAAGACAACACCAGGAUGCAGCAUUCUUCAAAAGCCCUCCCUACGCCGGGUACCCAUUCUUGAUGAUUCCAGACCUUGGGGGGCAUUAUUUGCCCAAUGGUGCUCUAUCACCUAGUGCCCGAGCGUACCUGCAGAUGAAAUGGCCGCUUCUCGAUGCCCCCAGUACAGCAGGCUUAAAAGAUGCCAGGUCACCGUCCCCUGCACACCUAUCCAACAAGGUUCCAGUGGUUCAACACCCACAUCACAUGCAUCCACUUACGCCGCUGAUCACUUACAGCAACGACCACUUCACGCCAGGGACACCUCCUGGGCACUUGUCUCCUGAAAUAGACCCCAAGACAGGAAUUCCGAGGCCACCUCAUCCGUCAGAGCUAUCUCCAUAUUAUCCAUUAUCUCCUGGAGCUAUGGGACAAAUUCAUCACCCUCUGGGUUGGCUAAUGCCACAACAGGGUCAGCCCAUGUAUUCUAUCCCUCCUGGUGGCUUCAGGCAUCCUUAUCCUGCUUUGGCAAUGAAUGCCUCGAUGUCCAGUUUGGUUUCCAGCCGCUUUUCUCCACACAUGGUGCCCCCUCCUCCUCAUGGUCUGCACACCUCAGGGAUUCCUCACCCUGCUAUUGUCUCACCUGUUGUAAAGCAGGAGCCAUCCUCUGGAAAUUUAAGUCCAAACCUCAACCAAAAGUCCAAUGUGGUGAUAAAGAAGGAGGAAGAGAAGAAACCACAUAUUAAGAAACCCCUAAAUGCCUUCAUGCUGUAUAUGAAAGAGAUGCGAGCCAAAGUUGUUGCAGAGUGCACGUUAAAAGAGAGCGCAGCUAUUAACCAGAUUCUUGGCCGCCGGUGGCACUCAUUGUCACGGGAGGAACAAGCCAAAUACUAUGAGUUGGCACGAAAAGAGAGGCAGCUUCACUCCCAGCUUUACCCAACAUGGUCUGCACGGGACAACUAUGGCAAAAGGAAGAAACGGAAGAGAGAAAAACAGAUACAGGAAGGUGAUCAUGCUUCUAAACACAAAAAACUUUGUGUUCAACACCUACCAGCAGAUAAAUCUUGUGACAGUCCGGCCUCUUCUCAUGGAAGCAUGCUGGACUCCCCAGCCACUCCCUCUGCAGCAUUGGCCUCUCCAGCAGCCCCUGCCGCCACCCACUCCGAACAGGCCCAGCCGCUCUCCCUCACUACCAAGCCUGAAUCAAGAUCCCAUAUUUCACUCAGCCACUCUGCUGCCUUCCUGGCCUCCAAGUCCCCUCCGUCCACUCUUUCAGGGCCCAUGUCCACCUCUGUGGGUUCUCCAUUGAUCUCUCGCCCUAUCCCUCUCACAUCCUCCAUGUUGUCUCCAGGAAUCUAUCCUUCAGCUCUGCAAGCACUACCCUUGCUGCAGCAACAACCGCUUUCUUUGGUGACCAAAUCCAGUGACUGAUGUGACCGUACUGUAUUGCCCAGGAUACAUUCACAAUUAGUAGUCCUUUGCAGAUCUACAUAUGAAUUGCUCCGCACUAGUGUAUAUAUACUGCUGUGCAGAUAGGGACAUGAAUCUGCAAAAGUAUAUAUAACUGUUUAUGAAUUGGAACACAUCUAUUUAUCCUUCUUUUCAUUGGAAUAUUUCAUGCUCUGCUGUUAUGGACAACAAUUUACAUUGGCAGUUGGUGCUUGGAAACUAAGCACACUUCUUUGUCUUGUUGUGUUGUAGGUUUCAAUGAAUUAAGAUGGGUGCAGAAGGAAUACUGCUCUUCAGAGAAGCAGCGAGAGGCACUGCUCUGUUAAGCUGCAGAGUUUUGUUCUGCAAUAAGAAACGGUUCCAUAGUCCAGGGCCUCUUCAGCAUGCACAUAAGGAUUAUACACAAUGCAGGAAAAAAUUAAACUGCUCGGUCCUUUCUUGCCGGCACUCUGCAGAUUAUCAAUCAGGCUUUACCUGCACCCUCCUGCUUUCAGCAACCUCCAACAAAAACUAUGGUCGUCGCUAGACCUGCAGGGAUUAUUGGUCAAUAUUUGACCUGUCUGCUUCACCCCAGCACUAUGAUCACGCCCGUCCCUUGUUUGUAUUAUUGUUUCUAAUUGAUUCACAGAAGAAAAGAAGAAAAAAACUUUCCUAAAUGGCGAGAAGGUUAAACUGCAUAAACUCAUUGCAGAACAUGUAAAUUGUACAUACAAAUGUGGAAGAUGGAGGUGGGGAGAGCCUAGGCAGGGGGAUGGGUGGUGCAUGUUUUCUUUUAAGGGAGGGUCUCUCUCUUUUUUUUUUUUUUUUUUUUUUUUUUGUAUUUUACAUCUUUUUAAAUUGGGGACAAGGAUAUGCACAUAUCAUUUCGUUUUAAGUGCUGGUCCGGUGGCAGAUGUGUUAACACUUGCAUUGCCAGGGUUAAUGUCCUCUAAAUAUAUAUAUAUAUAUAUUUUUAUUCUUCUUCUCACUUAUUUUGCAGUUUUUUUUUUCUUGUUCUUUUCAAUGUGUGCUGUUUUGUUUUCAGUUUUCUUCCAUUCCAAUCUUGUCUCAAUACAACUAGGGUUCUUUUUUUUUAUUUUAUUAUUUUGAUGAAAAACUUCUUGAACAAAAAUGUGACCUUUUUGUAACAAAAUAGAAAAUAUAUUGUGUUUUAAAAUAUAUGGGGCUAUUUUUGUGUUUAUUUCCCUUCCUUGUCCAAACCCCUGUACUAGUCUGUGUGUAUUUUGAUAUGGAUUGUGGGAGUGAAUUUAGGCUGAAAUUUGAAAAUAUUAUAUGCAAUAAAUUAAAGGGAAUCUCAUCAUUUCAAAUACCUGACAUGUUUCAUGUGUCAGUUUGCAUAGGAUUUAAUGUAUUUAUUUUUUCUCUGCCUGUUUUCACUUUUAACUUUCUUUUUUAAACUAGGUAAAAUAUCUAACCUUAUACUGUCUCUUUAAUGCCAGC